Danio aesculapii is the source of this 2857-nucleotide messenger RNA. RefSeq names its product lipase, hormone-sensitive b (gene lipeb). The record is from RefSeq and is a predicted model, not a curated record. Gene Ontology annotation, molecular function: triacylglycerol lipase activity; sterol ester esterase activity. Lineage: Eukaryota; Metazoa; Chordata; Actinopteri; Cypriniformes; Danionidae. Gene Ontology annotation, cellular component: cytosol. Gene Ontology annotation, biological process: triglyceride catabolic process; cholesterol metabolic process.
GAUGGCGACUGCAAAGAAGUCUGGGAGCGGUGUUCUUGAAAAAGCAGUAAGCAGGAGGCGCUCGUCAAAGCACAAAGAAGUUCCAAUAGUGAUGGACACCAAGGCGGUCUUCACAGCCUUGUACGACGUGUGUGAAGAAAAUGCUGCCUUUUUUUCUGGGGCCACAAAGGGCCAAUCCGGGGAUGCAGCUCAGCGCCUGGUGGACGCAAUGACCACCAUCCAGGAGCAUGCCAGAAGCUUGGAGCCUGUCAUCUCUGGAUUCGCUGCCAUCUACCACCAUUUUGACUUUGACCCUCAUAUUCCUGCCAAUGGAUAUCGCUCCCUUGUUAAGGUGGUGCGCUGUUGCCUCCUCCACAUCAUCCACAAAGGGCGCUACAUCUCAUCGAACAGGCGAAGCAUCUUUUUCCGUGCGAGCCACAACGCGUCGGAGAUGGAAGCGUACUGUAGCGCUCUGUGUCAGCUCAGGGCACUGCUCUACCUCGCUCAGAGACUCCUUCACGACAACAGUCAUGGAAACCUCUUCUUCCAGGAGGAAAGCGGCCUCAGCCAGAGCUUCCUGAGAGAGUAUGCCUCCAUGCACAAGGGCUGCUUCUACGGCCGCUGUGUUGGAUUUCAGUUUACUCCUGCCAUUCGUCCAUGCCUGCAGUCAAUUGCUAUCAGCCUGGUUGCAUUCGGAGACAACUACAAGAAGCAUCAAUCAGGGAUAGGUGUAGCGGCCAGUUCUUUCCUCACGUCUGGAAAGUAUGCUAUCGACCCUGAACUGAGAGGCCAGGAGUAUGAACGCAUCACUCAAAACCUGGAUGUUCAUUUCUGGAAGACAUUCUGGAAUGUUACGGAGACUGAAGUCCUUUCAAGUCUGGUGUCCUUGACUGCCACAACAGUGAAGGUGAAUCGAGCUCUCUCUGUGCCCCCUUCGGCCUUUGACCUGCCGUUGGCUGCGGAUCCCACACGUACAGUGACUGUGUCUCCUCCAGCGGCUCAUCUGGGGCCUGGACCUGUACAGAUGAGACUGAUCUCAUAUGAGCUGAGAGAAGGACAGGACAGUGAAAAGUUACUAGCGCUGUGUCGCUCAGAGGGAGGCCCAAUAACUAUUUCUUUGGGCCUGAAGACGAAGCGCAGUCCUCCUUCUCCCUGGCUGGUGUUGCACUUCCAUGGAGGAGGCUUUGUGGCACAGACUUCCAAAUCACAUGAGCCGUAUCUGAGGAGCUGGUCUCACGACCUGAAUGCCCCUGUCCUUUCAGUGGACUAUUCUCUGGCCCCUGAGGCCCCCUUUCCUCGGGCUUUGGAGGAAUGUUUUUAUGCCUACUGCUGGGCCAUCAAGAACCACAACCUUCUUGGUUGGACGGGUGAGCGUGUGUGUUUGGCCGGCGACAGUGCUGGAGGAAACCUGUGUGUGACCGUGUCAAUGCGGGCCGCAGCUCAUGGUGUGCGCAUGCCGGAUGGCAUCGUCGCCGCAUAUCCUGCCACCCUGCUCACCGUUUAUGCCUCGCCAUCCCGUCUGCUCAGCCUCAUGGACCCUCUGUUGCCCCUUAGUGUGCUCUCACGCUGCCUCAGUGCUUAUGCAGGCACGGAUCCACAAGUGGAGAAGCAGGUGGAGAAGGUGAGCACUUUGAGCAUGGUGAAGAGAGACGCUUCUCUGCUGCUCCGAGACUUUAAACAGGGGGCCUCCAACUGGAUCCACUCUCUGCUGGACAGAGGCAGUGCAGAUGCAGUGAGAAAGAGUGUUUCAGAAGCGUCUCUGACCUCUCCUCACAUAGAUCCUCCGGUGCCCCCCGAAGGGUCUGAAUAUUCCUUGGAGAAGGGGACUCUGAGGAGCCAGACAUGCCAGGACCUGGGCACCCACACUAACAGCGCUGCCAGCAACCAUCAGAAAAAUGCCAACCACCUUAGCACCAGCACUGCAAACAACUCCAUCCCUGACAUCACCAUGACACCUGAGAGCAAGCCUGAGGAUGUGAGUUUCUACCUCUGCAAAGAAGUGGAUCCUUCCGUGUCAGAAAUUCUUUCAUCAGUGGCCAUUCCGCCCCCUGGUGGCGAGGAGGACCCUGAGAGACCCCGCGAGUUUCCAGAGGGCUUUGAGCCUCUGCGCUCCGAGCAGUUAGCAGAGAUGAACGUACAGAGUUCACCCAUCGUCAGAAACCCCUACAUGUCCCCACUUCUGGCUCCAGACAACAUGCUAAAGGGACUGCCUCCUAUACACAUAGUGGCCUGUCAUCUGGACCCCAUGCUAGACGACUCUGUGAUGUUUGCCAAACGGCUGCAAAAUAUCGGUCAGCCGGUGACCCUGUGUGUCGUGGAUGACCUUCCUCAUGGCUUCCUCAGUCUGUCACAGCUCUCAAGGGAGACACGAGAAGCUGCUAACGUCUGCAUGGAGAGAAUCAAAGAUGUCUUCACCAUGAAAGACCCUCCUCCAGAGAUGCGCAAGCACCGAAAGCUGGAACGGACCAAUCCGAAGCCGUCUGCCACCAAAAGAGACCACACUCAGCUUUCAGAAGUGACUGUGCUGGAGGAGGAGGAGGGGCUCUCUGUCACAGACGGGGCUUCUGUUGUGGAAGAGGCGGGGCUUACAGGUUUUUACACUCCCACUAAUGCUGAAGCUGAAAAGAUUUUGGCAUAGGAGAUAGUAUUGAAUGAUACCAAAAGAAGUGGACCAGAGUAUGGUCAUGUUAUGUGAAAUAAAUAAUGAUUAUAAGAAAAAUAUAGGAACUAGUUAUUAAAGUAUAACUUAAAUGUGACAGUAUUAAAGAGAUAAUUCACCCAAUAAUGGGAAAAAUUAUAUAAUUUAUUUAUUCUCCACUUGUUCUAAACCUGUUUUAGUUUCUUUCUUCUCUUGAACGCUAAAGCAGAUUAUCUGAAA